Molecule: messenger RNA, 4114 nt
Organism: Thalassophryne amazonica
Lineage: Eukaryota; Metazoa; Chordata; Actinopteri; Batrachoidiformes; Batrachoididae
Gene: magixa
Product: MAGI family member, X-linked a
Exons: 21
Coding region: 41-3964 (1307 amino acids)
Biological process (GO): signal transduction
Cellular component (GO): cytoplasm
Molecular function (GO): protein binding
Source: RefSeq, a predicted model, not a curated record
AAGGAGAGGAAAUAUGGAUUUGUGUGGAAAUGUUGACUGAAUGCAACAUCUGUGGAGGUCGGCCACCAUGUCUAAAGCGACGGUGAAGAAGCUGCACUGGCGCUCCAAGGUUCAGGAGAGUUUUGUACCGCUUGGCGGCGGCUCUGGAGAACUGGGUCUGGCCAUUGGGGGCGGGGCAGACUAUGGAGAGUUCCCAUUUGUCACUGUAGCCUCAGGGGGAGGAGCCACAGUGGGCGACAUCAUCCUAGAGAUCGGAGGGACGCCCGUGCUUGGGAUGACCCUCGGUGAUGUCAGAGGAGUCCUCAACUCCUGUCCUCAUCCAAUCAGAAUCAAGACCGUGUCUCCAGGCUCAUCCCUCUGUAAGGACCUCAGGUUGUACCUCAGUAAGUGCUUCACUCCAGGAUCCAUGGACAGUCAGCUGCAGCAGCUCAUCAGAGAGAACCUGUACCUGCGCGCCGUGCCCUGUACGACCCGGCAGCCUCGGGACGGGGAGAUCACAGGUGUGGAUUACAACUUUGUGUCCAUUGAGGAGUUUUUCUCUCUGGAGGAGUCUGGAGCGCUGCUCGAGAGCGGCAAGUUCAAGGGAAACUACUAUGGCACGCCCCGCCCAGUCCACAUCGGACCAGAGAGUCCGCCAAUCACAUACCAGGAACAUCGCAACCUGCUGAGGAACUUCAGGACAAGGAGCAAGUCAUUAAGCAACCUGGAGAAAGCCGUUGAGGAAGGCGAGAACAGCGAGGAGGACAGUGGGCUGCCCGGUUUGGCUGGAGCCCCGACCAAGACCCUGCCUCUCAGCCAAUCAUGGGAGUCUAAAGUUGGGAGUUGGGAGGGAACACACAAUGGAGGAGGAGCAGGAAGAGGAGGAGGAGGAGGAGAAAGAGGAGGAGGAGGUCCACUACCUGAGAACUGGGAGGUGGCCUUCAGCGAUUCAGGAGAACCGUACUACAUUGAUCAUACCUCCAAGACAACCAGCUGGCUGGACCCUCGAAGUCACAACAAAGAGACAAUCUGCACAGAACUUCCAGAGUUCACGGAGCAGCCGGGCCAGCUGAAAGGUUAUUCCAUCCACACGCGGCUGUCUAAAGGACCUCGAGGAUUCGGAUUCAACAUUGUGGGAGGAAGUCGACCCAGAGAAUUUCUGCAGGUGUACAGUGUCACACCUGGUGGUCCACCAGCACUGAACACAGCAGACAUCCUGGUCUACAUCAAUGACAGCUGUGUGUUGGGACGCUCUCAUAAAGAGGUGGUAGAGAUGCUGAAGUCGGUUCCCAUGGGGCAGAGCGUGGACGUGGUGCUGAGGAGAGGAUACCCGAUGCUCUACAACCCCGAUGGAUGUCCCAAACAGAGUCUGGACAUGCAGCCACAGACACCCAGCGAUCCCCCGAACCCGCCCGGUCUGUCCCAGCUCAAUCACAGUGUACCGCACCUCGGCUACAGUCGCACGCUGGACGCCAACGGCAACACGCCAGGGAUAGGCCAAACCCCGUCCUCCUAUGCUGCUCAGCCAAUGACUAACGGGCUGGCAGGCCCACCCACUCCGACAUCUGCUGACCCGCCACCACCACCAGAAAGGACAGCAACCAAUCACAGCGAGUCUGAGGGUACCCUGUCCAACGCCGGCUCGCGAAGGUCUUCUCUGAUUCGCUACAGCAGCAGCACUCUUCCUGCCCUCUCCUCCACCUCCUUUCUCCACCACCAGAGCUCCAAGUCUUCAGAGAGCGACUUGUCUUCAUCCACACUUCCCAUCUACUCCUCCAAACUCCCACUUUCCUCCUCCUCCUCCACGCUCCCAACUUUCUCCUCCUCCUCCGCACUCCCAACUUUCUCCUCCUCCUCCUCCACACUGCCUGCCUCCUCCUCAAACAUCCUGUCCAAGGUGCCCCUCUCUCAGACUGAACCGGAGCCCUUCCACCCCUCCACCAGCCCCUCCUCUGCCACCACAUCACUCGGCGGCCCUUUGCAGCGCCCCCUGGUCCCCCAGACCUCCCUCGCUCUGAGCCUAUCAAGAGAUGUUCCACCAUGUGGCUUUAAUGGAUGUCCAGCCAGUCACCAUCCUCGCUCCUCCACAUCACGAACUAACUCGGGGCUUGUGCCUCCUGCUGGCGCGGGGAUGCCUGGGUCAACCCCUGGUGGGGAGCUUGUGCCAGUAGCCCUGGGACGCACUGAGGGUGGGGGACUUGGCUUCAGCGUGACAGCAGGUGGACAAAGGGGCCAGCAGGCAGUGGUUAGGCGAGUUUGGGAUCGAAGGCAGUGCUCCUCCCUGCAGCCAGGUGACGCUAUAGUCAAGAUCAAUGGAGCAGAUGUGCAGAGCCUCAGCUUCUCCCAGGUCCAGAGAGUGCUACAGGAACACACCAAACAAGGAGAGGUGGUACUGCUGGUCUACAGAGGAGAUUCAGUCUCCUCACCCGUCAUUACGGCCAACCUUUACAAGUCCCUCCCCUCCCCUCAGGGCCUUGCAACCCCCUCGUCCCACUCGCCCUCGUCAACCGACAUGCCUUCCCCAAACACAAGUGCCUUGGUUGGGGGCGUCCCCCCACUCAGUCAAGCUGGGUUGGCUCUCGAGAGUCCUCAGGAGGGCGCCGUACCAGCGCCAGGCUCCCAGCAAGGUGCCCCUCCAUCCCAGACACUUAAUGGGCCCCAGGUGUCAGCUCUCAUCCAGAGCACUAGCUUCCUGGAUUCAGUUCCUGUGACACUGACCUUAGAGCCACGUGACUUGAUGGGAGUUGAAGACAGUGCUGUUGGGCCUCUGCCAAUCAGAAAUGGAAAUGGAGACAUGCUUGGUGCAGUGGUCAAGGAUGAGAGAGAAGGAGGAAAGGCGACUGAGGUGGACCUCAGGAGGCGGCAGGGAGAAGGCUUUGGGUUUGUGAUCGCAUCCCAGGAGGUGGCUGGUGGGGCCCCCUCCCUGAUGUCCCACCGCUUUGUGACGGUACGGCGUGGCAGUCCAGCGGCACGAAGCGGUCAGAUCCAGCCGGGUGACCAGCUGGAGGCAGUAGAGGGUCGGCCAGUCAGAGGCCUGCAGCAUCGAGAUCUGGCUCAGAUCCUGAGGAGGGCGGGCAACACGCUGAGGCUGAGCAUCACACCACGGCAACAUGCUUCCUCUGUCUCAGGAUCAAACCUGGUGGACACGGACGGCAGGACGAGGAAGGGGACCAGAGGGAGGCCAAAGGACGAGUCCCAGUUCUACAAUGUGGACCUGGAACGAGGCCCGACAGGGUUUGGGUUCUCUCUCCGAGGAGGCAGCGAGUACAAUAUGGGGCUGUACGUGCUGGGACUGAUGGAUGGGGGGCCAGCCCAGCGCAGCAACAAAAUACAGGUGUCGGAUCAGCUGGUGGAGAUAAACGGCGACAGUACAACGGGGAUGACCCACAGUCAGGCCGUGGAGCAGAUCAGACGAGGACGACAUCGGAUACACCUUGUCCUCAAGAAGGGAAACGGAUACGUCCCCGACUACGGCCCUGAAGGAGGAGCCUUCUCCCCCUCCUCCUCUUCACACACAGAGGAGAAUGAUGUGGCUGCAGCAACCAUGACAACCACCUCCUUCAGCCAACUGACGGAAGGAGGAGGAGGAGAGAGGAGAAGAAAAGAAGAAGGGAGGCUGAACACUCUGGAUUCAAAUACUGCAGGAGGAGAAACCAACAGAAUAGGAGGAGCAGGAAAGGCGGGGACUCCUGAUUUGGACCUGGACAUGAUAGAGGAGGAGGCACAGGAGAAGGAGAGGAGGGUUGAGGAGAAACAAGAGGGUAGGAAAACAAAGAAAGAGAAAGAUGGGGGUAGAAAGAGGAGUCAGAGUGAGCGACAGCGGGAGAACCGAGGAGAUGAGAGGAGGAGUAAAAGCUUACCCAGGAAUGUUUCUGUAAGCCAAGACAGGAUAAAAGACGAACAGGAGGAGAUAAUGAUGAGAGGAAGAAGGAGUCAGCAAAAAGGAAGCAGAGGAGGAGUGAGAAAAAAAGCAAGAAGAAAGUAAGAGACCAUGACAGAGAGGAGGAGAGGGAGGGAGGGAGGAAGAGGAGUCAGCAUUAACGAAAGAGAGCAGGAGGAAGGUAAGAGAGCCUGAGCGAAGGGAGGAGAGAGGAGCGAGGGAAAACGAAGACCAAGCAGCUGAAAGUCAGGUGCA